UCGUAGAUCGGGGAUAUCACGGAGGAAGUGGUGGAUAUGUACAAACGCCCUUUUCUCGCAUACGUAGCUACCGCCUACUGAUUGCGUAACGUAAUCAUUCGAUAAUGUGUCGCUACGUGGUCGGUAUAGCAUAGAAAUUGGACACUCCUUCAGAUAAAACUGCGACUGGUCUUGAUGCCUUCCACUUCUACAUACGAAAUGUGUUCCCGGCGAAACGCUUCUUUGCUGUGUUUGUUCGGCGUGGACUGUCAUGUGCAGCAGGCAUGAAUCAUGCUUACGUUCAAAAGUUGGAAAGUGUAGAGGUCGGUGACCGCUAUGGACAGCAGCAACAAGCCACUACUUCCCGUUUCCUCGAGCGGGAACGCAACAUUGCAGUCAAUGUUGGGACUGAACUACCGCUACUGCUUCAGCCUGAUUGGAGUGCUUAAACUUAUAGAAAUGGCUCUGAACGUGUUAUGCAUCCAGAUGAUGCUGGAGUACUGCAACCCAUCUUACAGAGGUGUCUCCUGGGGCUUCUUGGGCACAACAGAUGAGACAUUGUUCAUAUUGGGCAAUUUCAGUGCCCUCAUGAUGAACGGUCUCUUGUUCCUCAGCUGUGUUCUCUCAGGUACCACAGCACUGGCUCUGUCAAAAUCCCUUUUAGAUGUGUUGGGAAACCUGGCACACUUCCUUAUCUGCAUUGGGAGCAGCUUGGUUUUGCUGUCAUCAGGAGUAAACCACCAACCAAGCACGAGGUACAAGGAAUACAUAUUUCAGGGAAAAGUGACUGUCUCGGUUCUGGGCAUAGUCAACUCUCUGCUGUACCUGUGCAGUGUGUUAGCCGCCUACUGGACUUGCAAGGCCAGCAGAUACUAACUACUGAAUCCUGCAGCAGUGAUGUAUGUCUGGAGUUGGCAUGCCUUUUCAUGACAACAUGUGACAGAACUGAUUGUGAGUUCAACUUGCCAACAUGCCCAAGGCUGAAAGAAGUUGUAGAGACUGGACUCCUGGGUGCCAGCCAUCAAGUGAACCUCCAUCAUAAUGCUAUGCAUCAGUUUUUAUGAUGUUGAGCAUGUGUGGCACACUUUUAGUGCCAUUUUUUCAUGCACACAUGAUUUUAGUAUAGUGUGUAGGAAAGCAGAGUCUAGGUUAUUCUCAUAUGACUACUUUGGUACAUGAACGGCAGACUACUAAAAGCACACAGUAACUAGUCUUAAUUUUUAUCAUUAUGUUAUUUGCUUUUUUUACUCUUGAAUUUAGGGACUGUUUGCAUUUAUAUUCUAAGUGCGAUCCAGCCUGACUCAUUUUAACCAUUUCAGUGCAAUCUUCUCGAAAUAGAGGGCACAUUACUUCAUGAUUGUCUCCUUAGCUGACCUUCAUGAUUGUAAGAUACACCGGCAAAUACCUCAGAAAAGAAAUGAACAUUGCUGGCAAAAAUGUAAAUUUAUUAUGUAAAAGAAACUGAGCACUGUGAUUAAACAUGAUAAUACCAAAUCCUCUAUCAAAUAAAUGAGACAAAGCAAAGAAAAAGAGGAGGGGUGGAAAAGGACACAAUGCAUGCGACUACUACUAAAGCCAAAUUAAUAGAAAGAUAGCCUAGCUGUAUCAUUAUGUCAAUAGCAGAGCUAGUCCUGGUGCACUCCACCUAUUAUGGCUAAGCAACUUCAGUUUCUCACAGAGUGUCCUGUAGUUGGAAUUUGCUCUCAAUCUGUCACUGGAACAGUCUUGCUUCAAGAAGAGUAGGAAAUGUUGCCCUAAGAGUUCUUUCAGUUUACCCUCGGAUUUUGCUGUGAAUGUAAAUAAUAAUAAUAAUAAUAAUUGCUGGGGUUUACAGGCCGAAACCACAAUACGAUUAUGAGGCACGUCGUAGUGGGGGACGCCCAAUUAAUUUAGACCACCUGGGGUUCUUUAGCAUGCCCCUAAAUAAAAACACACUGGUGUUCUUUGCAUUUUGUCCCAUCGAAGUGCGACCACCAUGGCUAGGAAUCGAACCCGUGCUUUCAAGUUCAGCAGUGAAGGCAAAUAUGAUGUCUAGGCUUAAGGAUAGACUACGCCGCAGCGAAUCUUAAAGGGACCGACAGCUGCACAUAACAUGUCGUGAGCUGUUGGUGGAAAUGUGAAAAGUAUAAAUGAUAGUGAUAGAAUCAGGCUUGCUGUUCUUAGUUUAAGUAGGGAUCAUAAUUUUAAAUUGGUACAGAGUCUGGAAAAAUGGUAUGGUUGCGCUAAAUUGUAGAGAUGCCUUUGCACUUUGGCUAUUUUUGACAUUAAAUUGUAAAUUCCCUCCAGAAUGCAGUACAAUAACAUUUGGCUAACGUGCUCAUGGGAGCCUUGACUACAGAUGGAUAGUGUUUUCUGAUUAUGUUCAAAAAGAAUUCCAAGGCUUCUGUAAAUUGUAACCUUUAGAUGGUAUAAACAGUUGCGCUUUAUUGUGUUGUUAUUACAAGGUGAAAAUUGUUCACACUUGCAAGUGGCACUGCUUUCAAUGGGGCUUGUACAGAUAGUGGGGCAUCUCUCAUUGCAUGGUAGAACACAUGAGUGCUUUUUAUGCAUGCAAGCUUGCAAGUGUUCUGCAGUACAUAAAAUUGAACAUGUAAGAAAAUACGAAACACAGGAACUUUGACUUGAUAAACAAAACAUCACCUUUUAACAACAAGGGCGCACUUGUCAUCUGAUUUUCGCUGAUGCUGGCAUAGAACCGCUAUCGCUCUCACCUAUCACUGUUUCAACAUGUUUCCAGCGUGGCUUUUAUCCUAACUGCAGAUAGAAAAAUUCUGACAAACAAUUUUCUGGAGUUUUCCUGGUGUAUGAUCGCGUGUUUGGACUCUGACCAGUGAGCGCUCUGUUGCACUGGAGAAGACAGGUACCAUAAAAAUUGUCAGUCCCUUUAACCUAUCAUUUGACCUGGGCCAGAUGUACCUGUGCCAAAGUUAUUAAAGGUGAGCAUGUUUCUGUUUGCCUUUAAAUGGCUAGACUUGCGCCAGCCAAAGUUUAAGAUAGUCCUGGUGUUUCGAAUCAGUUCCGAUACAUCAGGACUACCAUAAACUUUGGCUGGUGCCAGUUUAGCCUCGAGAAUGUUCUACCCAGCCAGCCAGAUUUCUGUUGAAAGUGUUUACAAUCGACCGUAUGUUAACGCAGCGGUCAGUGUUUGCUAGAAAAACAUGGACAACCUGACAACAUUCCGACCUCAUUGUUACAUCGGCAUUCAACUUAAGUGAAGGAACCUUGAGGUGUGAUUGGUGACUGUUAAAAAUGUAGUGAGAUGUGCAGUUUUUGUUUUAACUUUACUUGUGACUUGAGGGUGAUUGAGGUCAAAUACUUACCAAGUUGGAAUUUUGAAAGAAAACGUUUUUGCAGCCUGCUUAUGUGUAUAAAUGCUCAUCAUUCAUCUGCUGUAUCUUGACUUAUGGUGUUACACCUAUUAAAAAAUGUCUGCACAUAAUUAUAGGUUACUUUAACUAGAUUUCCUUGUAUAUGGUUUGCAGCCAGAUCCUCCUACUGGCCAUACUUUUUUUUAUGAAACAUUGCAUUUAUUUGACUCUCUAAUGGCUAAACUUCCUCUGUCUGAGUGAGUGGAAUGUGCUAUUUACCUAGAUUUAUGCAUAUGGAAUGCUCGCCGCCACAGUAGCCAAAUGGCUGGCUAUGCUGUUGCACUGUUGUGGCAAUGACAGCCCCGUUCCAAUGGGAGUGAAAUGCAAAAAUGCCCAUGUACAUAGGUUUAGGGAUACGCUAGGAACCCCAUAUGGUCCAUAUUAAUCCAGUCUACCACUGUGGCAUGCCCCAUAAUCAUAUCAUGGUUCCACUGUGUAAAACCCCAGAAUUUUAUAAGAAACACACAAACCAGCUACACUUGACAUUGAAUAGCCUGUCUUGAAAUCACAAAUAGAGAUUGAGCUUGAAGGCCCAACUUCAUUUCAAGAAUGAGGUUGACCUGUGGUCAGUCAUUCAAGGGUGGUGUGAAGUCUCUUGACAGCACAUUAAUCUAAGGGGAUCAUGUUGAUUGAGGUGUGAAAUCUUAUUAGAGUUUAAGUGCGAUUGAGCUUUGUGCUAUUAUUUUCUAGCCUAAAUUACCAGGUGCUUAUGUUAUCAGUUAGUGACGAGGUAGCACAGAGAGUACUCCACACUCCUGGAAAUACUAGCGCUUAGAGAGCUGUUAUGAAGUAACACUAGGUGUGUUCUUUCAUUGAAAAGACUCGAGACCAUUCCAAUCUGUGAAGAUGGGUGACCAGUGGAGCUGACGGGUGCACUCCCGUCUCUGCUCUCGUCACCGUUCUUCAUCAGCGCACUGCCUCUCCGGCGUUCGCACAAUGUGCGGCAGCCCCAUACUUGCUACGGACAGCGACACGAAGAAAUCAAGGAGGUGUGCCAUAUACAGCUCCGCUGUAAAAACCCACUCAGAUAUGCCGAAACCUGAUUGUCCUUUACAUUUAGAGUGCACUGUGAUCUUUUUUUAUGAUCACUUCUUAGCUUGACAAAUUGUUACCGGAAUGGUAUACACCAGUAGAAACAAAUUUUGCAUUACUAAAGUGGUGACACCAUUCCUUUUGUACCUUCAGAUGUUACUGUCAUUUAAUGAAGCUCUGUCUGAAAAAUCUAUCAAUUUAACUUUACUUAAUUUUUGCCUUUAUUGUUUCUUUAGUCUGGCGAGUCCUUCAUUCCAUUCAAGGAACACCAUUCAAAGUUGGGAAUUAAGUGAAGGAUUUGUUUCCACCUUACCUUAUGUGAAAUGCUUUUGUUAUUUCAUGACUGCACUGACUGUGGUAGUGCAAAAGCACAGGCACAUCAUUCAUAAGUGGCCUACAGUCACAGUUGCUACCAAUGCACACUGAAAAAUUACACGUAGUAAUUUUAGUAUAAGUCAGCACUUGUCCUGUCCUCUCUUUAUGUAUUAGCCUUUGUUCAUGCUGCUGAACAUUAUGCAGUCAAGCCCACUUAUAAUGAGCCUGAAUGUCACUUAGAUUUGUUUGAUGAAGCACAAAAUUUGGAGUGAGUGUCCUUUCUAAAACGUGACCAAAAAUUUAGCAAAAGGGUCUUUCAAAAGUACUAAUUAGCAUUGCACUUUAGUAUUCCCAAAUGAGAACUUCGAAACCAUAGUUUUCAUAUUUAGGACAGACAAGUGUUCAUUUCAACCGUGCUCUUGAACAUUUGCAUCAGGGAUCUAGAUUAUUAUGCCCUAACCUUUGAGACAGGUAGGCAGAGAUUGUGCUGAAUCAAGAGACAGUUGUCAACCUAGUGUGGUAUUCUGCUGUUGCACUAAGGGGUAUGUCCAUUUUGGUGUUUGUCAACUCUGUGAGGGUGCUAGAAGAAGUUAGCCUACCCUUGUGUUAUACGUAGUAGGGUUACAGGCAUGUGAAGAAAAUACAAGGAGAUGUGGAAAAUAAGGUGCAUGGAGGAAAAUGUUGCGGUGUUGGGAACUAAAAUGGCUGGUAUGUUUAUUUAUAGAGAUACCAAUGCCAUAGCACACACACACAUACAUGCACGCACACACAAACACACACACAUAUACACAUUAUGAUGUUCACUCGGUUAUGCAGGUAUAUUAGGAAUUUCGUAAGUGGGAUUGUUAUUAGUGGUCUUGACUUUAAAUCAUUAUGUGCGGGCCCAAUUUUCUGCUUACUUGGUUUAGACUGCUGUGGCAAUUUACAAAAGUAAUUUUCAUGUGAGCACGUGCCCAAUUUUUAUGCAUAUUCAAGUGAUAUUUGCUUAAAAGCAUGGCAUGCCUUUUGCGUCUUGCUUUUUUUUUUUCAUUUUUACACUGUUGUUUUUAAUUUUAUCUGAUUUCUGACUAAGUUGCCCUGUGAUCUAUGGAAGCAAUUCAUCAGCUGUUUGCUUCUUGCUCUUUUUCUUUUGUGUGUGUAAUGCAUGUAUAUACCAUUAUUCAAGCUUGCUUUCUAAGCAAUCUUACCUUGGUGCUGUACCUGCUUCCAUUUUUGAUGUCUGGGACAAAGAGCAAGAUUUAGCCACAUUGUAUAUCUGUAGAAAUUUGUGAAAAGACUUUGUUAAAAAUGAAGUUGUAUACAUUUCUUUUUCCUCUUGCAUCAGUGGUGUAGCUCAUCCAUUGUCCUGAUUGCAGUACGUCGUUGAGUUUCAAUACUUUUCACCUUGGCAAUUCUACAUAAGUAGGAUUUUAGAGUGCACAAGACAUGUUUAUUGUCUUUAAAAAUAACUAGCAAAAAUUCUGUGCACGUCUUCUGUGAGUUUGUUUGUAAGCUUAGUAAUCUCUUAGCAUUUUGUAUUACUGAAUUUAGGGGCUUUAGUAUGAUAGCUAGUGACAUUAAAAAAAAUAACUUCAUUUAGUGAUCUCGGGUUUUCACUGCUCUUGUUAAUAUGUUUCAAUAAAUAAAAUGCCUUUGUAUGUAAUUGACAAGUCUCAACUCAAUUAUUAUUUGUGGAAUUUCCACUCAUCAGUGUCAUUAUUUUUCACUAAAUAAAAGUUUGCCACAAUGAGUUUCUAACACACAAAGAUAAGUUUUGUUUGUAAGUCCUCACUACCUCUGACAAACACCCUUGCAUGCUAUACCACAAAACUCUCUCAAUAAUGCCUGGACACAUGUAAAGGU
Molecule: messenger RNA, 6536 nt
Organism: Rhipicephalus sanguineus (brown dog tick)
Lineage: Eukaryota; Metazoa; Arthropoda; Arachnida; Ixodida; Ixodidae
Exons: 4
Coding region: 316-855 (179 amino acids)
Source: RefSeq, a predicted model, not a curated record